Molecule: messenger RNA, 4038 nt
Organism: Symbiodinium sp. CCMP2592
Lineage: Eukaryota; Dinophyceae; Suessiales; Symbiodiniaceae
Source: the annotation of a GenBank genome assembly
AUGAAAGGAGGAAAGAGUGGUUUCGGCCACUGGAACUUCAUGAAAGGAAAAGGGAAAUCAGGAAAAGGAAUGAAAGGAAACUUCAAAGGAUCAGGAAAAGGAAAAGGAGGAAAGGAAGGAUAUGGAAAGAAAGGAACUUCGGGUUCAGGAAAGACGGGAGCAAUCACAUGUUGGACGUGCGGCCAAAUUGGCCACACUUCGAGAGAGUGUCCGCAUCAGUAUCGUGUUUCCGCGGUAGAUGAGACUUCAGGUGAUUGGAAUGCAGAUUGGACAGGAGAGUAUGACGCAGGGCAUGACUUCGGUGAUGCCUGGGAUGCCUCAUGGGAUGAUGCUUCGUGGAUCGGUGCAAUUGAUGACUUCACAUGGCAGGUUGAUGCAUGGGAUGAUGGAUCGUGGUGGACUUCUGCUUGGAAUGAGGAUCCUUGGGCUUACGACCCGACUUCCUUCUCUCAAGCCUCCCAACCAGCCACCUCAAGCGAAACUUCAAACCAAGCGCCGGUACCACCAGCAGCUACGCAGACUUCAGCAACUUCGGCUGACAAGGUUUCGGCUGUUACCUUCGGUGAGCCUCCAGGCCUUUCACUUCCCGACAAAACUUCGAAAGCCAAAGCCUCACCCAAGCCGAAAGCCUCAACAGCCUCAGGACUUCUGCUUGCUGCGGCUGAGAGCACGGUGUCAGCGUUUAAGCCUGUGUACUACCACGCUGAUCGUUGGCACUUCGAUCCCGCAAGAAACGUUCUUGUGCGGUAUCACAAGCGCCCUCGCAAAAAUCUGUUUGUGCCAAGCGGCACUUCAGAUAGACCAGUGGCGCUGAACAAGCUUGCUCAAGAGCGGAAAACCUUCGUGGUUGAUGCUCAAGGAAAUGAGAAGGAGCUCACGGACAACUGGGUCACUUCAGAUGAGCCCACGCGAGCGCUGGAUCACUUCUGGAAAGGAAGAACGGAGUUUAAACUUACAACUCCUCCGAACCAGCGCCCGCCGACGAGACUUCUUCAGAAGAGGUCACUUCUCACUCCGCCGGCCCACGAGGAUCCGAAAGCUUCUCCUCCAGUUGAGCAAGCGCGCACUUCUCGCGCCCCUGUUGCGACAGAGUCUUUCAGACCAGAAAUUUCGCUGUAUCCGAAGAGGUCUGAUUUUCAGAAGAGCCUUCGUGAAGCUUCGGAUGGAAAUGAGGCAAGUGUGAGACGCUUUGUGGCAUCUCAACUUCAAGAGCCAGAUCCAAGCACAGGCCUUCCGUAUGAACAUGACUUCUGGUUGGACACACCGUUGAUGUGGAUUCGCUUCCACUUCGUUCCGCGUAGCACGUUGUUUGUUCCCAACGAGGAGGAACUUCAAGGUGGCCCUGAUGUCACCCAGCUUGGUCGUGAGCGCAUGACUUGCUUGUGCACUUCGGAAGGUGACCAGUGGCGCGAAGAUAAUUGGGACUUCGAAAGCGAAGCCUCCAAGAGAGAGGUUGGCUUCACUUUCACAGGAGCUACGUGUUUCGCCAAGCCGGAGGAAGAGGUCGUUGAGCCACUUCCCGUUCCGGUUGCUGGUGAGGACACCGACGCCAGAGUGCCCAAGAGACUUCCUGCGGAGGAUCAAGUGAGCAAGGAGCUUCUUGACUCGUUAAAAGCGACUCCUUGGGACCCGCGUGGUCGCCAAGAGGAGAGUGCUCACUUCGUUCUUCCAGCCCAGUCUGAAGCUUCGCCUGCCGCAGCGCCUGCAGUCUCAGACCCGCAGGGAGCGCAGGACGCGGCCGGCUCCAGUGCCGACGGCACUUCUGGAAGCAAGCGCAGCGCAGAGGCACCUCCAGAGGAUGCGCCUUCGCAACUUCGGGCCAGGCUGGAACAGUCGCAGGGAGAGAAGCGCGAGAUCUCCGCGGAGGUCCCGGACAGUGCGACCAAACUUCGGCGAAUCUCUGCGGUGCUUGAGGAUCGCCUGGUUGACACUUCUUGCGUUGCUUCUGUGACCACGCGUGACGGUCUUGAAGUUCCUGUCGAGGUUAACGUUGACCGUGCUGAAGAACUUCAGGCCUUGCGUGCAAGUGUGUACCUUCUUUGCUACGUAGAUGAUGUACUUCUCUUCGGUGCAAAGGAGCCGUGUGAGCACCUGUUUGCCAAACUUCAGGCCGAGCUUUACAGCAUUGGCCUGGGCACUUCGGAGAGCCUUUUCGUAAAAUCACUUCUCAUCGAAAUGAACAUCACUUCGCGCGUGAACAUACGCGUUUUCACAGAUUCUUCGGCCGGAAAAAGCAUGUCGACGCGCUUCGGUGUUUCGAAGAAAACUCGGCAUGUCGAACUUCGCUAUCUUUUCAUGCAAGAGUUGGUUCAACAAAACAUACUUCAAGUGAAGAAAGUUGCCGGUACUUCGAACCCCGCUGAUGUGUUGACCAAGUAUGUUUCACGUGAGGUACUUCAGAGGAUGCUGUGCAGAAAGAUGUUUCACUUCAAUUCGUUUGCUUUAAAGGCAGAGCUCCCCUUUCAACUUCAGGGACUUCAUGGCCGCCGCCGCUCCUUUGGGCUGCGACUUCGUGCCUCACUUCGUUGCCGCCAUGGCUUCUGCUUGGGUUUCUUACUUCUGGCUGGGUUCUUGGCAACUUCGCUUUGGUAUUCGUUUCUGCAUGUAUGGUUUGCGAACUUCACACCGGAUUGUGCCCACUUCGGUUGGGACAUGGAAUUUUUCACUUCAUACCGGAUUGUGCCCACUUCUGUUGGGACGUGGUUUUGGUACAGACUUCUUUGCGAUCGACGUCUUCAGUGGUUUGUGUGCUUCUACUUCGAGAAGAUGGCCCCCAAACUUCAGGUUCCGGUGCCAAAGGCAGUGGCUCUUGGACUUCCUCCGGCAGCACUGCCAGGACCCUCGACUUCGGAAGAGGCCGAAAUGACGAGGGACUUCCGCAACUUCGUGGAGGAGCAUCAGUUCUACGUUCCGGACCCGAACUUCGAGAGAGAUGAACUUCCGCCGCGACUUCCCACUCGAGCACUUCCUCAGAACACGUGGCUGGAGUUGCGCUACGCCUCGGGUCACUUCGAGACGGUCUGCGGACUUCACCCGGCGCACUUCCAGCAACUUCACAGGGCCGUGGAUGUACUUCGGGUACACUUCUAUGGCAAGGAAGCGGCUCGACUUCUCGGGCAUGGCCGAGAUCACCUCGGCUGGAGCCACUUCGCUGGGAUGAGCUACUUCGCGGUGGACAAUGUGUGCUUCACGCACUUCAAGCAUGUCCCUGACUUCUUGGAGUCACUUCGCCAGGGCCGCCAGAUCAGCAAACUUCUGUUGCCUGGGACUUCAGACUUCAGGCUGGUCUACGCGCUACUUCGACUUCAACCUGGCGUGGACAACCCGGUGGUGACGGCACUUCAGUCCGCGGCGCUGUUUCCGGAGCUCUUCGCCCGGAGCACUUCUUAUGUGGCCAACGAGACGGACUUCUGCGUCAACUUCAAGGCAAGCUAUAUCGGCCCGAACUUCGUUGAUGUACUUCCCGAGCCUUCGAUCCGGUUGUGGUUUUGCACUUCCUUGAACUUCAUCCUCACGCGCAUGUCACGAGAUGGAGAUGGCGAACUUCACCUGACUUCGGAUAUGCAGCCAUUCUCCCCGGAUAUGUUGAACUUCGCAUUUUCUCCGAGGUCAGCGGUGUGGCUUGCGUGCUUCGGACUUCAGCUUCUGUUGGAGACUUCCCCAACCGAAGCCAACCGAGUGCUUCAAGGAGGCAUCGGACUUCUGUCCUUCAGGAUGACCUCGAGCGAGAUCUUGAACUUCGUGGAAGGUAACCGCUUCCGCUUCUGGAAUCGGCGGUACAUCGACUACUUCAUCAACGUGCCCGGCGAGCACUUCGUGCUGCGACCUCACCUCCGCACUUCCUUGGCGGUGAUUCGUCUUCCGGGCAACUUCCAACAGUUCUUUGACCUCGCCUGGUCGAAGACUUCGCAUGGCUUCAACCGCUACAUGCACAUCCCGAUGAGGACUUCGGACUUCGCCCGGUUCGAGAACACUUCUGAGGCGGAUUCGUGGGUGAGUCGUGAGCUUGCCGUGCAACUUCUGAGGGCACGCUACUGA